AUGGCCUCAGGCUCAGUCCCAGCCACUCACGCUGCCGCUGCCAAGUCCUGCAAGCCAGUUCACGGCCAGAUCAUAUUUCAUUACCCCACAGCAGCAAGUCAUUUGGCAGAACGACAGUCUGGCCCUGCUGCACCAUCAUCCAUCGCAGCUUGGGCCAUCGCAGGAUGUAUUCAGCCUCAAUUCGGGCAGCUCGGGCCAUCGCAGGACAGUCAUCAUGGGCCAGACGCGGCUGCAGUCUAUAAUCAUCAACCGUCACAGUAUUCAGCCUCGCAGAGCCAGCCUCAAUUUGGGCAGCUUGGGCCAUCACAGGACAGUCAUCAUGGGCCAGACACAGCCACAGUCUAUCAUCAUCAACCGUCACAGUAUUCAGCCUCGCAGAGCCAGCCUCAAUUUGGGCAGCUUGGGCCAUCGCAGGACAGUCAUCAUGGGUCAGACACAGCCACAGUCUAUCAUCAUCAACCGUCACAGUAUUCAGCCUCACAGAGGCAACCUCACUUAGGAUUGGCUCAUCCCCGGCCUAGUGUUGCUCACAAUUUUAUUGCGACCUGGGCGUUUCCACCAAGCCCAACCCUGACUCAAAAGGCUCAUGCGGCUGUGAUCCUUGCGGCCUCAUUGAACUUGGCUCCCCAGCUGACUGAGGGUGCCAAACGUGUCACAGCAGCCGCAGGGCCAUCUUCAACGCAUGCUAUCAUUUGGUCUUCAACGAAGGGUAUCGUCCCAUUCGGGCUCAAAUGA
Molecule: messenger RNA, 735 nt
Organism: Suillus discolor
Lineage: Eukaryota; Fungi; Basidiomycota; Agaricomycetes; Boletales; Suillaceae
Exons: 3
Coding region: 1-735 (244 amino acids)
Source: RefSeq, a predicted model, not a curated record